Molecule: messenger RNA, 3048 nt
Organism: Lachancea meyersii CBS 8951
Lineage: Eukaryota; Fungi; Ascomycota; Saccharomycetes; Saccharomycetales; Saccharomycetaceae
Source: the annotation of a GenBank genome assembly
AUGACCAAACCGGGUGAAAUUGAUGAGAGUUUGUACUCUCGUCAACUGUACGUUUUGGGCAAAGAAGCGAUGCUUAAAAUGCAACAUUCGACAGUUUUGAUUAUUGGAUUAAAAGGGUUGGGUGUGGAAAUAGCCAAGAACAUCGCCCUUGCAGGUGUCAAAUCGCUGGCUUUGCAUGACCCAGAACCAGUGCAAUUGCAGGACUUAUCUACGCAGUUUUUCCUGUCUGAAAAAGACGUCGGUAAGCCCAGAGACGUUGUUUCGCGCGCAAAAUUGGCGGAAUUGAACUCGUACGUUCCAGUGGACGUUUUGGGCUCGUUACAAGACCAAGAGCAGCUUCUGAAAUACCAAGUUGUGGUGGCUACCGAUACGUUGUCGUUGGAACGCAAAAUCGAACUUAACGACUUGUGCCAUACAAACGGUAUUAUUUUUAUAGCAACUGAAACUAGAGGUCUAUUCGGCAGUGUUUUCAACGAUUUUGGCGAAGACUUCACUGUUAUCGACCCCACAGGCGAAGAGCCCGUCUCUGGGAUUGUCUCGGAUUUCGAGGCGGACGGAACCGUAACUAUGCUCGAUGACAACCGACACAACUUAGAGGACGGCAACUACGUCACUUUCUCCGAAAUAGAGGGUCUAGAGCCACUGAACGAUGGGAAGGCGUACAAGGUCGAAGUGCUCGGCCCCUUCGCAUUCAAAAUCGGGUCAGUCAAAGAGCUAGGCACUUAUAAAAAGGGAGGUGUCUUUAAGCAGGUGAAAAUGCCUUUGAAAAUGUCAUUCAAGACGCUUCGGGAGUCCCUGGCUGAUCCUGAACAUUUGUUUUGCGACUUUGCUAAAUUUGACAGAGCUGCACAACUACAUCUGGGAUUCCAAGCUCUACAGCAAUUCCAGCUCGGCCACCAGGGCCAGCUUCCCCGCAGCGUUAACGAGGAAGAUGCUUCUGAGCUGAUAAAGCUCGUCAAAAAAUUGGCUGCCCAACAGCCUUUGGUGUUGGGGGAAGACGGCGAAGUCAAUGAGGGUCUCAUCAAAGAAUUGUCUUUUCAAUCCAGAGGGGACAUCCCUGCCGUGGUUGCCUUCUUUGGUGGCCUUGUGGCACAGGAAGCCUUGAAAGCUUGCUCCGGCAAAUUCACUCCCCUGAAGCAGUACAUGUAUUUCGACUCUCUCGAGUCCUUACCUGAUCCCAGGACAUUCCCUAGAACAGAGGAAACAACUCGUUCCAUCAAUUCUAGGUACGACGCACAAAUUGCAGUCUUCGGCCUCGACUUUCAAAGACUCGUGGCCAACUCCAAAGUGUUCUUGGUGGGAUCGGGCGCUAUCGGAUGUGAAAUGCUGAAAAACUGGGCUUUGCUUGGCUUAGGGUCAGGCCCGGAUGGAAAGAUUAUCAUUACUGACAACGACUCUAUCGAAAAGUCUAAUUUGAACCGUCAAUUUCUUUUCCGUCCUAAGGACGUUGGCAGAAAUAAGUCCGAGGUUGCCUCAGAAGCUGCUUGUUUUAUGAACCCUGACUUAACAGGGAAGAUAGAAUGGCUAACCGAUAAAGUCGGGCCGGAGUCUGAGAACCUUUUCGAUGACAAAUUCUGGAGUAACCUGGAUUUUGUCACCAACGCCUUGGAUAACGUGGACGCCCGUACUUAUGUCGACCGCCGCUGUGUUUUUUUCAAAAAACCUCUAUUAGAAUCGGGAACCUUAGGUACUAAAGGUAACACUCAAGUUGUUAUUCCUAAUGUCACCGAGUCUUACUCUUCGUCCAGGGAUCCACCUGAGAAAUCUAUUCCACUCUGUACCUUGCGGUCCUUUCCCAACAAGAUUGAUCAUACUAUCGCAUGGGCCAAGUCGUUGUUCCAAGGAUACUUCACUGAGGUGCCAGAAAAUGUCAAUUUGUACUUGACUCAACCCAACUUUGUUGAGCAAACUUUAAAGCAAGCUGGUGAUGUUAAAGGUAUUCUUGAAUCCAUUUCUGACUCACUGACUAACAGACCUUACACCUUUGAAGACUGCAUAAAGUGGGCUCGUCUGGAGUUUGAAAAGAAGUUCAACCAUGAAAUUCAACAGUUGCUGUACAACUUUCCUAAAGAUGCCAAGACCUCAAAUGGUGCUCCAUUUUGGUCUGGUCCAAAGCGUGCACCAGAGCCCCUAAAUUUCAGCCUAGAAAACCCCGACCAUCUUCAUUUUGUUGUUGCGGGGGCCAACCUCAGGGCCUUCAAUUACGGCCUCACUGGUGACGAGGGAGAACCCGAUCUUGCCUACUAUAAGUCGGUCAUCUCUAAAACGGAAGUGCCAAGUUUCUCUCCUAGAUCGGAUGUCAAAAUACAAGCAAAUGACGAAGACCCUGAUCCAAAUGCCAACAAUUCCGUGGGAGGCGAUGCUUUGGAAGCCCUUGCAGGUGCUCUUCCAGAGCCUUCUUCUCUUGCCGGCUUCAAGCUUGUUCCGGUGGAGUUUGAAAAAGAUGAUGAUACCAACCAUCACAUAGAAUUCAUUGCAGCCGCAUCGAACGACAGGGCGCUCAAUUAUUCUAUUGAACCAGCUGACCGCCAAAAAACCAAGUUCAUCGCUGGUCGUAUCAUUCCAGCCAUCGCUACGACUACUGGUCUGGUAACAGGGUUGGUAAACUUGGAACUAUACAAGGUUGUCGCAGGAAAGACAGACAUCGAAGCUUACUGCAAUGGGUUCAUAAACUUGGCACUGCCCUUUUUCGGCUUCUCGGACCCUAUCGCGUCUCCUCAAGGCAAAUAUAAUGAUAAAUCCUAUGAUAAAAUAUGGGACAGGUUUGAAAUCAACGGAAACGUCACGCUUAAAGAACUGAUUGACUAUUUCGAUGAAAAAGAGGGCCUUGAAAUAACCAUGUUGUCCUAUGGGGUAUCACUUCUUUAUGCGUCUUUCUUCCCACCUAAAAAGCUCAAGGAUAGGCUACACCUGCCCAUCACUGAUGUUGUGAUGCUCGUUACGAAGAAUGCUGUGGCUCCACAUGUGAAGACGAUGAUUUUAGAGAUUUGUGCCGACGAUAAAUCUGGAGAGGACGUUGAGGUUCCAUAUAUAACAAUCCACUUGUAA